Molecule: messenger RNA, 1712 nt
Organism: Lynx canadensis (Canada lynx)
Lineage: Eukaryota; Metazoa; Chordata; Mammalia; Carnivora; Felidae
Product: serine/threonine-protein kinase TBK1
Exons: 16
Coding region: 1-1641 (546 amino acids)
Biological process (GO): peptidyl-serine phosphorylation
Cellular component (GO): cytoplasm
Molecular function (GO): ATP binding; protein serine/threonine kinase activity
Source: RefSeq, a predicted model, not a curated record
AUGUAUGAGAGAGCAGUGCUAAGAAAAGAUCAUCAGAAGAAAUAUGGAGCAACAGUUGAUCUUUGGAGCAUUGGGGUAACGUUUUACCAUGCAGCUACUGGAUCACUGCCGUUCAGACCAUUUGAAGGGCCACGUAGGAAUAAGGAAGUGAUGUAUAAAAUAAUUACUGGAAAGCCUUCUGGUGCAAUAUCUGGAGUACAGAAAGCAGAAAAUGGACCCAUCGACUGGAGUGGAGACAUGCCUAUUUCUUGCAGUCUUUCUCGGGGUCUUCAAGUUCUACUUACCCCUGUUCUUGCAAACAUCCUUGAGGCAGAUCAGGAAAAGUGUUGGGGUUUUGACCAGUUUUUUGCAGAAACUAGUGAUAUACUUCAUCGGAUGAUAAUUCAUGUUUUUUCACUGCAACAAAUGACAGCCCAUAAGAUUUAUAUUCAUAGCUACAAUACUGCUACUGUAUUUCAUGAACUGGUAUAUAAACAAACCAAAAUUAUUUCUUCAAAUCAAGAACUUAUAUAUGAAGGACGACGUUUAGUUAUAGAACCUGGAAGACUGGCACAGCAUUUUCCUAAAACUACUGAGGAAAAUCCCAUCUUUGUAGUGAGUCGGGAACCUCUGAGUACCAUAGGAUUGAUAUAUGAGAAAAUUUCCCUUCCUAAAGUACAUCCACGUUACGAUUUAGAUGGGGAUGCUAGCAUGGCUAAGGCAAUAACAGGAGUUGUAUGUUAUGCUUGUAAAAUUGCCAGUACCUUGCUGCUUUAUCAGGAAUUAAUGCGAAAGGGGAUACGAUGGUUGAUAGAAUUAGUUAAAGAUGAUUAUAAUGAAACUGUUCACAAAAAGACAGAAGUUGUGAUCACACUGGAUUUCUGCAUCAGAAACAUUGAAAAAACUGUGAAAGUAUACGAAAAGUUGAUGAAGAUCAACCUAGAAGCAGCAGAGUUAGGUGAAAUUUCAGACAUACACACCAAAUUGUUGAGACUUUCCAGUUCUCAGGGAACGAUAGAAACCAGUCUUCAGGAUAUCGAAAGCAGAUUAUCUCCAGGUGGAUUGUUGGCAGACAUGUGGGCCCAUCAAGAAGGCACUCAUCCAAAAGAUAGACAUGUAGAAAAGCUACAAGUCCUGCUAAAUUGCAUCACAGAGAUUUACUAUCAGUUCAAAAAAGACAAAGCAGAACGUAGACUAGCUUAUAAUGAAGAACAGAUCCACAAAUUUGAUAAGCAAAAACUGUAUUACCAUGCAACAAAAGCUAUGACCCAUUUUACAGACGAAUGUGUUAAAAAAUAUGAGGCAUUUUUGGAUAAGUCAGAAGAAUGGAUGAGAAAGAUGCUUCAUCUUAGGAAACAGUUAUUAUCACUAACUAAUCAGUGUUUUGAUAUUGAAGAAGAAGUGUCGAAGUAUCAAGAUUAUACAAAUGAGUUACAAGAAACUUUGCCUCAAAAAAUGUUUGCAGCCUCCAGUGGAAUCAAACAUACCAUGACCCCUAUUUAUCCAUGUUCUAAUACAUUAGUGGAAAUGACUCUUGGUAUGAAGAAAUUAAAGGAAGAGAUGGAAGGAGUGGUUAAAGAACUUGCUGAAAAUAAUCAUAUUUUAGAAAGGUUUGGCUCUUUAACCAUGGAUGGCGGCCUUCGCAAUGUUGACUGUCUUUAGCUUUCUGGGAAGUUCGAGAACAGUUUUAGUUUGCACAAGAAAAUAAUGCUGAGACAUUCAUUAAAUGAGUG